UCAGGAUCUUUUCAGUUCGGUCAUUUGGUGGUCUAUUGUUCUUUCGUCGUCAUCAUCGUCGUGGUCAUGAUCUAUUCUUUUCUGGUCUGUGUGUGUCUGCUUUGUGUGUGGGAGACACUAUUCCAAGCCAAUGCAAUUGUGUCUGUUAUCGGCGAGGGGUUGCUGCUGCUGCAUCUUUUGUCGCUCUAUAUUAGAGACGUCAAAUUAUACGUAACAUUGAUGAAAAUUGAGAUGAUCAUUAUCAUGGGUUAUUACUGUGGAAUAAGCUGGGAAGGGAAGAGUGACCAACAAGAAAAACCGGUUUCAACCUGGCGCGGUAGCAUCUCCUGGUACAAGGAGUUUCCAACUAAUUCAUAUCCCAUUGCACACGGUCUUCUUCUUUCCGAUCGUUAA
Molecule: messenger RNA, 393 nt
Organism: Aspergillus neoniger CBS 115656
Lineage: Eukaryota; Fungi; Ascomycota; Eurotiomycetes; Eurotiales; Aspergillaceae
Exons: 7
Coding region: 67-393 (108 amino acids)
Source: RefSeq, a predicted model, not a curated record